Ricinus communis (castor bean) is the source of this 2627-nucleotide messenger RNA. RefSeq names its product probable inactive receptor kinase At5g58300. The record is from RefSeq and is a predicted model, not a curated record. The coding region runs from base 540 to 2444 and encodes 634 amino acids. Lineage: Eukaryota; Viridiplantae; Streptophyta; Magnoliopsida; Malpighiales; Euphorbiaceae. Gene Ontology annotation, molecular function: protein binding; protein kinase activity; ATP binding. The transcript has 2 exons. Gene Ontology annotation, biological process: protein phosphorylation.
UUACAAUCCCAAUUAAAAAUGUAGAAAAGAAAACAGACAUCUUCUCUCUUUCUUUUUCUUUCAUAUCUUUAUCUUUUAAAAAAUAAAGUAGGAUGCACUCUCCCUUUAACACCACAAAGGAGAAGUGGCACUUUUCUUUUCUUUUCUUUUUUGCUCUUUCUUUAUUACCCAUCUUUUUUCUUGGAUUCUUUUAUCAUCCUUUGCUUUUGAACUUCUCCUCUUUAUGUAAGGUAAAUGAGGUUUACUUUCCCCAAAUGAAAGUGCAACUUGUGAAUUUUGUUUUAAAUGCAUCUCAGCUCAACCCCAGAGUUUCAAUACUUAAUACUAACAAUUUCCCGAAAACGACCAUACCUCAUUAGAAUUUCAUGUUAGAAGGUUACACUAAUUUGUUUCUACUACAGUGGUUAAAUUAAUCAUGCUUUCUGCUUAUUCUUUUUUUUUGGGGGGUGGGAGGUCACCUUGUUGUUUUCUUGCUAUUCAGGAGCUGCUUUAAGUCAGACACAGCAUAGUCUGCUGGCUUUCAAGCUGAGUAGAUACCAAUGAAGCUCCAAUCCUCCACUUCUACACUUGCUUUCCUCUUCUUCAUUCUGUGUAUUGUUCCUCAGAUUAUUGCUGAUCUCAACUCUGACAAACAAGCACUUCUUGAUUUUGCUGCUGCCGUUCCCCAUAUCCGAAAACUUAACUGGAAUACUUCUAUAUCGGUAUGCUCCUCUUGGUUUGGAGUUACUUGUAACUCAAAUGGAACUCGAGUUAUGGCUAUCCAUCUUCCAGGUGUUGGACUUUAUGGCCGCAUCCCAUCCAACACCCUUGCAAGGCUUGAUGCUCUCAGGAUCCUCAGCCUCCGGUCGAACUACCUUAAUGGUCAUCUUCCUUCUGAUAUUCCUUCGAUUCCAUCCCUUCAAUUUCUAUACCUCCAACAUAAUAAUUUCUCUGGUGCCUUUCCUGCCGCCCUCUCCCUUCAACUCAAUGUCUUGGAUCUUUCUUUUAACUCUUUCACAGGCCGCAUUCCAGCCACUGUUCAGAACUCCUCACAACUCUCCGCUUUAUACCUUCAAAACAAUUCAUUCUCUGGAGCAUUACCCAAUAUCAACCUCCAAAAACUCAAGGUUUUGAAUUUGAGCUUUAACCACUUUAAUGGCUCUAUUCCUUAUUCUCUCCGGAACUUUCCUUCUCAUUCUUUUGAUGGAAACUCUCUAUUAUGUGGACCACCUCUCAAAGAUUGCUCUUCUAUCUCUCCCUCACCUUCCCCUUUGCCUCCUUCUCCGACUUACAUCGCUAGCUCCCCAGCAACAUCUCAAAUUCACGCUGCCACUUCCAAGAAAAAACUAGGAACAAGUUCCAUAAUUGCUAUAGCAACUGGGGGAUCUGCAGUUCUGGUUUUUAUUCUUCUAGUAAUCUUCAUGUGCUGUUUGAAAAGAGGCGGAGAUGAGAAGAGCAAUGUAUUGAAAGGGAAAAUAGAGAGUGAGAAGCCUAAGGAUUUCGGAAGUGGUGUCCAAGAGGCAGAGAAGAACAAAUUGUUCUUCUUUGAAGGCUGUUCUUAUAACUUUGAUCUUGAGGAUCUGUUGAGGGCAUCAGCGGAAGUUCUUGGUAAAGGAAGCUAUGGAACAGCCUAUAAGGCAGUUUUGGAGGAUGGGACGACAGUCGUAGUUAAAAGAUUGAAGGAAAUUGUGGUUGGAAAGAAGGAAUUUGAGCAGCAGAUGGAGAUUGUAGGGAGGGUUGGACAGCAUCCAAGUGUUGCUCCUCUCCGUGCUUAUUACUAUUCCAAAGAUGAGAAGCUUUUAGUUUACAACUACAUGCCAACCGGUAGCUUCUUUGCGCUCUUGCACGGUAAUAGGGAAGAAGGAAGUAGUGCAGUGGAUUGGAAUGCAAGAAUGAAGAUCUGCCUUGGAGCUGCCAGGGGCAUUGCCCACAUUCAUUCUGAAGGUGGUGUCAAAUGUGUUCAUGGUAACAUCAAGGCCUCCAAUAUCCUCCUUACUCCUAAUCUUGAUGGUUGCAUCUCUGAUAUUGGCUUGACUCCUCUGAUGAACUUCCCUGCAACUGUUUCUCGAACCAUUGGAUACAGAGCUCCAGAGGUGAUCGAAACACGAAAGAUCAAUCAGAAGUCUGAUGUCUAUAGUUUUGGAGUUGUACUUCUUGAAAUGCUGACAGGGAAAGCCCCACUACAAGCUCCAGGGCGCGAAUAUGUGGUUGAUCUCCCAAGAUGGGUGCGAUCUGUGGUGCGGGAGGAAUGGACUGCUGAAGUGUUUGAUGUUGAGCUGAUGAAGUACCAAAACAUUGAAGAGGAGAUGGUGCAGAUGCUUCAGAUUGCAUUGGCCUGUGUAGCAAAACUAGCGGAUGCACGUCCCUCAAUGGAUGAAGUUGUUAGAAUGAUGGAGGGCAUUCGACAAUCUGAGUUGAAGGAUGAGCCAUCCCCUGAGGCUGAGUCUAAUGCCCAAACACCAUGAAAGUUUUACAAGUUUCUUUAUCGAAUUGACAUAUCAGAUACUGUCCGAUAUGUAAGCUUCUUCCGUAUCCUGUGCAGCCAUUCCAUUCUUGUUUCACUACCAAGUACUAGACUGUUAUCAUGACAGAUCAUAAUUAGGAGACUAAAUUCUUCAAAAAACCUCUUUCCAAAUUAUUAUGCUUUA